Durio zibethinus is the source of this 1800-nucleotide messenger RNA. RefSeq names its product flavin-containing monooxygenase FMO GS-OX-like 4. The record is from RefSeq and is a predicted model, not a curated record. Gene Ontology annotation, molecular function: flavin adenine dinucleotide binding; N,N-dimethylaniline monooxygenase activity; NADP binding. NCBI's taxonomy places the organism in Eukaryota, Viridiplantae, Streptophyta, Magnoliopsida, Malvales, Malvaceae.
UGAAAUUGGUAAAAGAUGUUAAACGUCGUAAUCGCAAAAAAUAGUUUUAGAAACUCAUCGGCAAAAUGCAAAAGAAUUGUAGAAGAAAUGGUUAUAAAUUCUUUCCCUCGGUUGAUUACUGAUUAGUGCAAAAAUGAGCACCUUAAUUAUCAACCUGGCAAUGCCGCCUCCUUCCCAAUCAGUUAAAUCUCGUCACGUGGCGGUUGUUGGAGCCGGAGCUGCGGGCCUCGUGGCGGCGAAGGAGCUCCACCGAGAGGGUCAUUCAGUUGUCGUAUUCGAAAGCGGGAACGAAGUCGGGGGCACGUGGGUCUAUACCCCUCGGGUGGAAUCCGACCCCUUAGGACUCGACCCGAAACGACCCAUCGUUCACUCUAGCCUCUAUAAUUCUCUUCGGACUAAUCUACCGAGGGAGGUUAUGGGGUACAGGGACUUUCCCUUCGUGACCCGACCUGGGAAUAAUAGGGACCCGAGGAGGUUCCCGGGUCACCGGGAAGUGUUGAUGUAUUUGAAGGAUUUCGCGAGAGAGUUUGGGGUCGAGAAGAUGGUGAGAUUCGGAAGGGAAGUGGUGAAAGUCGGAACUUUGGAGAACGAGAAAUGGAAAGUCAGGUCCAAAAGGACGACUUCUUUUAAUAAUGAAAAUAACGAUAAUUACAACGAUGAUAUUGCUAUUAUUAAUAAAAGUGAAGUUGAAUUUGAUGAUGAGAUUUACGAUGCUGUCGUUGUCUGUAAUGGCCAUUUCACAGAGCCCCGUAUUGCCGAAAUUCCAGGCAUCAAUUUAUGGCCAGGAAAGCAAAUGCAUAGCCACAAUUACCGUCUUCCUGAGCCCUUUAGGGAUCAAGUAGUAAUUGUAAUAGGGAGUUCUUCUAGCGCUGUUGACAUAUGUAGGGACAUAGCUGCAGUUGCCAAAGAAGUACAUGUUGCAUCUAGAUCGGUUGCAGAUGAAACAUAUACAAAGCAGCCUGGAUAUGAUAAUUUGUGGCUUCAUUCCAUGAUAGAUAGUGCCUGUGAAGAUGGCACAGUGUUUUUUCGAAAUGGAAAAGUGGUGUUUGCUGAUGUCAUUAUGCACUGCACUGGGUACAAGUAUCACUACCCUUUCCUUGAAACAAAUGGCAUUGUGAGCGUGGAUGAUAAUCGUCUCGGGCCACUGUACAAGCAUGUGUUUCCCCCAGCCUUGGCUCCAAGCCUUUCAUUUGUUGGGAUACCAUGGAAGGUUGUUCCAUUCCCCUUGUUUGAGUUUCAAAGCAAAUGGAUUGCCGGUGUUUUGUCUGGUCGGAUUAAACUUCCAUCGCAGAAGGAGAUGAUGGAAGAUAUCAAGGCUUUCUACUCAACACUUGAAGCUUCCGGUAUACCAAAGCGGUAUUCUCAUUGCGUGGGUGAAUAUCAGUUUGAGUAUAAUAAUUGGCUUGCCGCACAGUGUGGGUGCCAAGGAAUUGAAAAAUGGAGAAAGCCAAUGUACUCUGCGGUUUCUGAGAACAAGCGUCUUCGACCAGAGACAUAUCGUGAUGAAUGGAAAGAUCAGCACCUGGUUUUGGAAGCCCACGAGGACUUCAUUAACUACACCUCAAUAUCAAACUGUUAAGAGACAAUAAAUGUAAAAACAAGGCUAAAUGCUCAAUUCAAUCUAACAUCUGAUCUGAUUCUCAAUAAAAAACACAAAUUUUAAUUGGAAGUAACACUCAAACGUGUAAGUCAAACUAAGAUUAUUUAAAUAAUUUGUUUUAAAGCAAAACUCCCUUUCUCUCUAUCUUCACUUUUGCUUGAAAUGUUCUUUCAAUUUUUUAUGGGUAUUUUCUUUCUCUU